Messenger RNA from Paramecium sonneborni, 1449 nucleotides. NCBI's taxonomy places the organism in Eukaryota, Ciliophora, Oligohymenophorea, Peniculida, Parameciidae. The record is from the annotation of a GenBank genome assembly.
AUGAUGAUUUUAUUCUUUAUCUAUCAAUUUGUAAGUUGCUAUGAGGAAAUAGUAAUUUAAAAUACAAAAGGACUUAAAUAACUAGAUAUGGAAUCCUUGAAAGAUGAAACAAUAGUUUUUGAAGCCAAAUCUAGUUAAUAUUAAGUAAGCAUACUGUUGAUUUGUGACUAAGUUCCUAGCUUUUAGGAAUUUGAACAAAUUUUUAAUGAUGAAAAGUAUUAUCAUUUAUAUGAAGCUUUGGAUGUAUUAGCGAUUGGAACGCUUUUGAUUAUUCUGAAAGUUCCUAAAAGUUAAUGCUAAUUAGAAAUUCAACUUAGAAUAUUAAUUCAUAUUCUCAAAAUGUGAAAUAUACAAAUAGUAAAUCUCCUUAUGUUGGAAUAUUUUCUUAAAAAUAUGAUUUAGUAACAAUUUACAUUUAUCCUAAAUAAUCUAACGAUUGCAUAAUGUAUAUUUGUUCAGUAUGAAAUAGGAAUUGCAAAAAUAAAGGUGAAUGUAAAUAAAAUAGUUGUUUCUGUUAAUAAGGGUAUUUUGGUUAUGAUUGUAAAUACUAAGGUUCAAACAUUUUUGAUGAAGAGUAUCUAAUUAAAUUAAACUACUAUUAUGUAGAUUUAGAAUCUUUAAAGGAUUCUAAUUUUUCUAUACAGUUUAAGAAGUAAGGCAGAUUUAGUUAUUAAUGUCUUUCAAUAAAUCCAUAUUUUAGAAAGGCUAAUAUAAUUGAUAGAGAUAUCAUUGAGAUUUCAAAAGAAGAAAUUAAUAAUUGUUUGCAAUAAGGAUAAUAACAAUUAGGGUUAGCCAAAUAUUACGUUAUUUAAAUUUACUAAGAAGAGUUUCUUUAUAUCUCAAGAUAGGAAAGUGAAAAUACAAAUGAUUACAAAACAAUAUUAAUUUCUAUUUUAUCUACUUGUCUCACAAUAUUAUGUUGCAUAAUCUUUUGUGUUUUCAGAUGUUAUAGAUCUAAAAGGACAAUUACAAAUCCAAAUUAAAAUAGAAUAUUAAUCAAUUUGUAAACAAAAAUAACUAAUAAUGAUUUUAAUUAGGAAUUAGCUAUAUUAAUACCCUCAAUAGAAUAUUCAGCUAUUUUAAAGAAGCAUCCUUAAAUAAGAAAUUUUAAUGAAUGUGCAAUUUGUUUGGAUAAUUUUAGAUAAGAAUAAUUAGUUCGAGUAACAUAUUGUUAACAUGUUUUUCAUUAUAAAUGCUUGGAUGCCUGGAUGAAAAAAAAUUUAGUAAGAAAAUUGAAUAUAAUAGAAUUGUCCAAUCUGUAGAUCUGCAUAAGAUAGAUAAACAAUAAAGUUAUAAGAAAAACUAUAAACUGCUAUAUCCUAAAAUACCGAAUUUAAUCCAGAAGCUACAUCUCAAAAAUUACCAGUUUCUAGAGUAUAUGGUGAAACUCCUAUGUUAACAAAUCAUAGGUCAGUUGGAUCUUCAAAACUUAUACAAAGUAACAUUUGA